Scophthalmus maximus (turbot) is the source of this 3293-nucleotide messenger RNA. Its product is annotated as soluble guanylate cyclase 88E-like. NCBI's taxonomy places the organism in Eukaryota, Metazoa, Chordata, Actinopteri, Pleuronectiformes, Scophthalmidae. Bases 296 to 2581 code for a protein of 761 amino acids. The transcript is spliced from 18 exons. Gene Ontology annotation, molecular function: guanylate cyclase activity; heme binding; oxygen sensor activity. Gene Ontology annotation, cellular component: guanylate cyclase complex, soluble. Gene Ontology annotation, biological process: nitric oxide-cGMP-mediated signaling; response to oxygen levels; cGMP biosynthetic process. The record is from RefSeq and is a predicted model, not a curated record.
UCAACUCGCCUUCAGAUGAAACCUUAUUUGGCUAGCUAAUCUGAGGAAGUUCAAAACUUCACCGGUCGCGUUGAGAGCAGGAUAAGGCAGAAGCUGCAAUAGUCAAUACAGUUUUUUUUAUGUAUACAUAUAGCUUUACACUGCAUUAAAAUUCAGCUUGUAGCGGCGAAAAAAAGUCAUCAGUCGGAACUUUUCUUAUUUGCUCGCAGGUGCCUUUGGGAGGAUUGCUGGAAGUCAAUCAGUUGGGGAGCUGUCUUCACAGUGCUCACUUUGAGCUUCAAUCCAGAGAGGUACAAUGUACGGGCUGCUGUGCGAGAGUCUUCACGACUUCAUCAAGGAGUCGUACGGAGAUGAUGUGUGGAAGCUGGUCAGAGAGAGAGCAGAUGUCAGGUUACACUCCUUUGUCACCCACCAGGUGUAUAGCGAGAGUGUAAUUCCCCGUAUUGCAAAGGCAGCCAGUGGAGUGACAGGCACACCCUACAACGAGCUGAUGAACUCCUGGGGUGUCUACUUCCUGGGCUUUGUCGGGAAGUACGGCUAUGACAGGAUCCUCAAGGUGUUGGGCCGUCAUGUUCGUGACUUUGUCAAUGGCCUUGACAACCUCCAUGAAUACCUGCGCUUCAGCUACCCCAAGGUGCAGCCCCCCACCUUCUUCUGCCAGGAGGAGUCUGCCACUGGGGUCACCCUCCACUACAGGAGCAAGCGUAAAGGCUACCUGCACUAUGCCAUGGGUCAGCUGAGGCAGAUGGGGAAACAGUUCUAUGACUGCGACAUCCAUGUGGAGGUGUUGUCUGAGCAGAUGGUCGGAGACUACUCCCAUGUCACCAUGAGGCUAAACUUUGACAACUCAGCCUACCGCUACAUCAUGAAGGAGGAUGAGGAAGAGCAGGAGAUUCUGCCCAUUACUUCAGACUUCUUCUUUGAGGUCUUCCCCUUUAAUGUUGUCUUCCGAAAGGACAUGGUGGUGCACAACGUGGGCUCAGGCCUGUCUACAGUUUUCCCGGAUCUGGAUGGGAAGAAGAUCAAUGAUGCCUUCUUGCUGGCUCGCCCCCUAGUGGAGUUCACCUGGAACAUGAUCAUCUCCCACCCCAAUAACCUGUUUGAGAUCAUGUCCAAGGAGCCUGUGAAAAGAGAGAGGAACCUUCACAACCGAGUCCAGAAUUCUGACUAUGAAAAUGCCAAUCGCUCUGCUGACGUAGAUGUGGAGCUCAUGGCUUUCCAGUCCAUCAUUGGAGACGAUUACAAAGACGGCAACAGUGCUAAUGCGAUGGAGAGCUGGGGCGAUGGGAGCCGCUGCUUGAAACUAAAAGGACAAAUGAGAUACAUGCCAGAGUGGGAGUCCAUCAUCUUCCUGGGAACUCCUGUGAUGGAGAGUCUGAGUGCAAUGUUCAAGACCGGCCUGUACAUCAAUGACCUGAGCAUGCACGACUCCAGCAGAGACCUGGUUUUGGCGGGGACCCAGCAGUCCGAGGAGCUGAAGAGAGCUCUCAUACAGGAGCAAAAGAAGUCCAGUAAGCUGGAGGAGAGCAUGAAGAUGUUGGACUACGAGAUGAAGAAGACUGACGACCUUCUGUACAGGAUGAUUCCCAAGCCAGUGGCUAAACGGCUACGCAAAGGAGAGCCCGCCGUGAACACGUGUGAGGUGUUCCCAGAUGUGACCAUUCUCUUCAGCGAUGUCGUGGGGUUUACUCGCAUUUGCAGCCACAUCACACCGAUGCAGGUGGUCUCCAUGCUCAACACCAUGUACACGCUGUUUGACACGCUCAGCGAGAAGCACCGCGUCUUCAAGGUUGAGACUAUUGGAGAUGCCUACAUGGUGGUUGCUGGCACUCCUGAGAAGACUAAGUACCACGCACAUAACAUUUGCGACAUGGCCCUGGACAUGGUGCGCUCCAUCGAUCACCUGAAAGAUCCCUCCAAUGGCAACAACAUACAGAUCCGUAUUGGGAUCCACUCCGGCAUGGUUGUGGCAGGAGUGGUGGGACAUAAGAUGCCACGUUACGGCCUGCACGGCGACACAGUCCACACCGCAUCUGCCAUGGAGAGCAACGGCAAGGAGAUGCAUAUUCAGCUCAGCAGCGCCACCUAUGAGCACCUGAAGGGAAGUCACUUCAUUUUCGAAAGGAGGGGGAUCAUCACCAUCAAGGGGAAUGUUGAAAUUGAGACUUAUUGGCUGAAAGGAAAGAGGGACAAGGACGGGAAUGCCCAGGCCGCGUGUCCUCAGUUUGAGACGAGGACCAUCAGCAAGGCCCUCAGCAAGGCCACCAUCUCAGCUCCCGAGGCCAAAGGAGACGAGGGGGGACUGGUCUUUCCUCUGGUUGCGGGGGAGGACGAGGACGAUGUCAAGUCGAUCCGUUCUCAUCGUAUCAAGAUGGCGAUUUCAGGCCAUUCUCUUGAGGAGUCGAUGGAGGACCGCCGGGUGGAGGAGAUGUCAGUUCAUAAGGAUGCUUUGCAGGAUGGCCUCCUGGACUCUCACCUGGUACUGGACUCACCUGAGUGUGACGUCAGAGACUCCAUCAUGGAGUCCCCAGACUCCUGUGACUCCCGCUGCUCCAAGAGUGCCAUGUGCUCCAUGUCAUGAUCUCGACAUGGUAACGACGCUAUGGCCAGUAAUUCAUAUGUAUUACUGUUUCUAAAGCACUUUUUGUACUUUUUCCACUCAAAGCACAGAAGUUUAGGACAAAUGCCAGAUAGGAAUCCAGUUUUUGCAGUUAUUUUGCCUUUUUGGAGGCGUUGUUUUUUGCAGUGGUGCCAUGGCAAUCUCUACUGGUAUGUUGAUUGCACAUGGACAUAGAAUGUAAUGCUUGAAAUCUCUAGCGGCUGUGUUGUGGUGUUACACUGCACAGAAAAACCAUCAGGGCGUAUUUAGCUCUGACAACACAGAAAUAAAUCACAGACAUCAGUGUUAAUUUAGCACUUUGAUUGUUUCGAGCAGCUGCCUCAGAGCUCUACCAGUCCCACGAGUACACGGACACUUCUCCAAUUAAUACCUCACAUCCGUCACCUCAAGGCAAUUUGCCACUGAAAAGUGUUCACUGCCAUAUGGUUCAUCUGGACACAAGCUCGGUAAUGUCCUGCUCUGUUUGUUCUGCUGUAGCUUGGAGAUUUGACAUCUUGUUUCAUCCUGUGAGAAAAGAAAUCCCUCUUGACUCUCUCCUCCUUCCCUGCCCCUCCUGCCUCCUUCAACUUCCACAUCUGAAUUAAUUAUUCUAUAUCAGUCUCGUCAAAUACACAGCCACGGCACAAUGUAAACGCUCGUCAGCUCAGUGAAAAUAAAGAGAGAUGAAUGCUGA